Messenger RNA from Salvelinus namaycush (lake trout), 1571 nucleotides. It is a transcript of the gene plcxd1.2, whose product is annotated as PI-PLC X domain-containing protein 1. The coding region runs from base 294 to 1301 and encodes 335 amino acids. The transcript has 6 exons. Gene Ontology annotation, biological process: lipid metabolic process. Gene Ontology annotation, molecular function: phosphoric diester hydrolase activity. The record is from RefSeq and is a predicted model, not a curated record. Lineage: Eukaryota; Metazoa; Chordata; Actinopteri; Salmoniformes; Salmonidae.
CAGUCGAUCCAGAGUCAGUCAUAACAAGUAAAGGCUUUUUUUAUAUUUUUAAACGGUCUAGCGCAAACACAAUAGGGAAACCAGGAAAUGCAACCUUGGGUAAUAUUCCCACAUUGUUGUUCGCUUUUAUAGAGGUGUCACUAUUUCGGUUUGAGAGUUUCCGUCUGGAACUGAUAGAGGAACCGAUGGGAGUUAUUUGCAAUGAAGUGUUGUCAUGAGUAGAAACCACUGGGUUUCGUUGUGUGCUUGUCAGUGUGCGAACUUCGGGAGACGGAGCACUGACACGGACACGAAUGAAUGCGCUGUCCACUGAAGUUGCAAUGUAUUCUGAUGAGAAUAACCAGAAUUAUGAGGACUGGAUGUCAAGUUUGCCCGAGGAGCUGUGGGAUGUGCCUCUUUCAAGUCUCGCCAUACCAGGAAGUCAUGACGCUAUGAGUUACUCCCUGGACAUCAACUCUCCUCUGAUCCGCUCUGAGUCCGACACCUUUAGACUCCUGGAUGGUCUCUUCUACUGCCUCACCAGACCUGCUAUCUACAGGUGGUCUACCACGCAGGGAAAAGGUAUUGUGGAGCAGCUUUCAGAGGGGAUUCGAUACUUCGACCUCAGAAUCGCCCACAAACCGUACGACCCGUCCAACGAACUGUAUUUUACACACGUCAUUUACACUCAUCUGACAGUGGUGGAAACUCUGAGGGCCGUAGCCUCGUGGUUGGAGUCUCACUCCAAGGAGGUUGUUAUCCUAGCAUGCAGUCACUUUGAAGGACUCACCGAAAGACUACAUGAACAUUUAAUUUUCUCGCUGAAGAAAAUCUUUGGGUCUAAACUCUGUCCUCGCAAGGAGACAAUGGUGACCCUGCGUGGUCUGUGGGCAAUGGGUUACCAGGUACUGCUGUCGUAUGAUGACCAGUCAGCAGCACGACACCAGGCUCUGUGGCCAGGUAUACCGUACUGGUGGGCCAACCAAAACACGGCCAGCGGGGUGGUCAGCUAUCUGGACUGGCAGAAAGACAUAGGACGCCCAGAUGGUUUAUUUGUGUCCGGUCUGAACCUGACGGCUGACCGCUCCUACAUCGCGCUGCACCCCCGGCAGUCCCUGCAGACCCUAACCCUGGCUAACUGGAAGGAGCUGAGGUCGUGGCUGGAGGAACAGGUCCCUGGACCACACUCUAACAACCUCAACAUCAUAGCAGGAGACUUUAUAGGACCUGUCUCCUUCUGUCCUCUGGUAAUCAACCUCAAUAGAAAACUGUUACGGCAGCAGAGGAAGGAUCAGAGGACUCUUAAAGCAGAGGAGGACUGACUACAGAUGAGAAAUCAAAUAUCUGGUUUAGGGAGUCAUUCAGUCAAAAAUAAGUCAUUUGAAGAGAACAGAAAACUGCUACGUCAGCAAGGUUACGACAACCAGUCAUUAUUUGGUUUCACUGGGAAUCAUACUGACCAUAGAAAGUCAUUCCAAUAGAAGCACUAGAUACUUCAGAAAUGAUUCACACCCUUUGACUUUUUACACAUUUUGUUACAGCCUGAAUUUAAAAUGGAUUAAUUUGAGAUUUUGUGUCACUGGCUUACACAU